Molecule: messenger RNA, 1605 nt
Organism: Aaosphaeria arxii CBS 175.79
Lineage: Eukaryota; Fungi; Ascomycota; Dothideomycetes; Pleosporales
Product: oligopeptide transporter
Exons: 6
Coding region: 1-1605 (534 amino acids)
Biological process (GO): transmembrane transport
Cellular component (GO): plasma membrane; fungal-type vacuole
Molecular function (GO): tripeptide transmembrane transporter activity; dipeptide transmembrane transporter activity
Source: RefSeq, a predicted model, not a curated record
AUGGAAAAGAGUGACAAUCUUGGCCCUGAGCUCAGGGUGGCAACGAUAGAAGAAAUCCGUGAGCUUCUUCAUGAGCCGAGCGAAAUACCUAUAACAGCAUGGCUCUUGGCAUUCACUGGUGCAGCUGCGCAGUUGGCUCGAUACAGCAUCACGAUCGUAUGGCAAAACUAUCUUCAAAACCCGCGGGGGGAUGCACAGCUUCCAGGUGCUUUAGGCUUGGGACAAGCAAGAGCAACUAUUAUUCAAAAUGCCUUCCUUUUCUAUCAAUACCUGACCCCGCUACCUUUCGCGGUAGUAUCUGACUUGUGGAUUGGUCGCUACAAAGCUAUGCUUCUUAGCAUGGGAUUUCUUGUAGUUGGUUAUGUAGUACUAGUGUUGACCUCCCUACCAACUGCGUUGGACCAUGGAGCCGGCCUUGGUGGCCUCAUUACCACUAUGGCUCUCAUAGGAAUGGGCGGAGGGGGGAUCUCGGCCGUCAUAUACCCUUUCAUUACGGAUCAGAUACCUGAUACAACUCCGCGAGUAAAGCGGAACAAAAAUGGAGAGCUCGUGGUCAUCGAUCGAAAGCUGGCUAUACAGUAUGUGUUUAAUGGAUACUAUUGGAUGGUUAAUAUCGCUGCCUUGUCCUCCAUUCCGUCGACAUUGAUGGAGAAGCACAUUGACUUCUGGGCCGCGUACCUCUUACCUACGUGCAUCUUCGCUACAUCGAUCAUCCCCGUCAUCUUUUUUAACAAACGCCUAGUUAAACUCCCGCCCCAGGGUAAUGCCCUCCCUCAGGCAGCGCAGAUCCUUCUGAUUGCUUGCAAAUCACGUUUCCGAUUGUCCGCUGCAGAUCCUGAGGAACAAGCUUUCCGCCACAACAAAGUUGUUCCAUGGACAUCUUCAUUUGUGGGAGAAAUCCGUCGUGGAUUAGGGGCUUGCCGUGUGCUUACGUGUUUUGUGAUAUUCUGGCUUUGUUACAAUCAGACCACGAACAACAUCGUAUCCCAAGCUGGUCAAAUGGUACAACGAGGUGUCUCAAAUGAUACUAUCCAAGCUUUCAAUCCACUAGCCUGCAUAAUCAUGGGCCCUAUCAUUCAAAGUGUAGUAUUCCCUUUCUUGCGACGCCAUAGGAUUCCUCUCGGUCCCAUCAUGCGCAUAACUCUGGGGUUCUUCUUCAUUGCCUCAGGCAUUGCAUAUGCUGCUGGUAUACAGCAACUGAUAUAUGACAAAGGCCCGUGCUUUCGAUACGCUUUGGAAUGCCCUGCUGCUACAGAAGAAAGCCGCAAAUUGCCGAACAACAUCAGCGUAUGGCUCCAAACACCUUUGCAUGCUCUGCUAGCCAUCGGAGAGAUACUUGCUUUAGUGGCUUUGAAUGAGUUCACCUAUUCUGAAGCUCCAAAGGAUACCAAGUCAGUUCUUCAAGCUUUUCAAGUAUUAUCCGCCGCUGCCGGGUCUGCGUUGGGAAUGGCGUUAGGGCCAGUAUCGAAAAACCCUUUUCUAGUUGUUUUAUUCUCGUGCCUCGCGGGAACUAUGACCUUGACAAUGAUACCUUUCUGGAUUUUCUUCCGCAGAUUUGAUACUGGUGAUUCCGACACCUCUUCUCAUCAGAACUCAGACGACUAG